Molecule: messenger RNA, 20604 nt
Organism: Pelobates cultripes (western spadefoot toad)
Lineage: Eukaryota; Metazoa; Chordata; Amphibia; Anura; Pelobatidae
Source: the annotation of a GenBank genome assembly
AGGAGGGGAGGGUGCAGCUAAUUUUAGUAGAGGGAGGAGGGAGGCAGUGAGCGACUGCUCCCAGCUCUGUGAGAUCAGUGAGGCCUGUGAGCUGGCAGCAUGUGCUCCCCAUCCAGGGUCAUUAUCUGCCUCCUGAGAAACGAUCUCCGGCUCCAGGAUAACGAGGUAAUAACCUGCCAGGCUCGCACUGCCAGGGGAGAGAGAGGGGCUGGUACUGCCAGGGGAGAGAGAGAGGGGCUGGCACUGCCAGGGGAGAGAGAGGGACUGGUACUGCCAGGGGAGUGAGGAUGGCACUACCAGGGGAGAGAGGGACUGGUACUGCCAGGGGAGAGAGAGGGGCUGGCACUACCAGGGAGAGAGAGAGGGGCUGGUACUGCCAGGGGAGAGAGGGGCUGGCACUACCAGGGAGAGAGAGGGACUGGCACUUUUAUAGGAGAGAGGGGCUGGCACUGCUAGGGGGGAGAGAGGGGCUGGCACUGCUAGGUGAGGCACUGCCAGGGGAUAGGGGCUGUGAUGGUAGAUAUACUGUGUAUGUAAUGAAACCCAUAGCUGCUUUUACUAUUUCCAGUGCUGGUACUAUGUAUUAUACUAGGUGUUUAUAAAAAGUAUAAACAUGAAAUUAUCUCUAUAGUGCUGGAGGAGGCUGGUUAUACAAGGUAUCUCUAUAGUGCUGGGGGAGGGGCAGGUUAUACAGUGUAUCCCUAUGGGGGGGAGGGGAGGGGGUGCUUAUACAGUGUGUUCUGCUGAUGGUUCUAGUUAUACAAUGUGUCUCCAUGGUUCUAGUUAUACAAUGUGUCUCCAUGGUUCUAGUUAUACAGUGUGUCUCCAUGGUUCUGCUGAUGGUUCUAGUUAUACAAUGUGUCUCCAUGGUUCUGCUGAUGGUUCUAGUUAUACAAUGUGUCUCCAUGGUUCUGCUGAUGGUUCUAGUUAUACAAUGUGUCUCCAUGGUUCUAGUUAUACAAUGUGUCUCCAUGGUUCUGCUGAUGGUUCUAGUUAUACAAUGUGUCUCCAUGGUUCUGCUGAUGGUUCUAGUUAUACAAUGUGUCUCCAUGGUUCUGCUGAUGGUUCUAGUUAUACAAUGUGUCUCCAUGGUUCUGCUGAUGGUUCUAGUUAUACAAUGUGUCUCCAUGGUUCUGCUGAUGGUUCUAGUUAUACAGUGUGUCUCCAUGGUUCUGCUGAUGGUUCUAGUUAUACAGUGUGUCUCCAUGGUUCUGCUGAUGGUUCUAGUUAUACAGUGUGUGUCUCCAUGGUUCUACUGAUGGUUCUAGUUAUACAGUGUGUCUCCAUGGUUCUGCUGAUGGUUCUAGUUAUACAGUGUGUCUCCAUGGUUCUGCUGAUGGUUCUAGUUAUACAAUGUGUCUCCAUGGUUCUGCUGAUGGUUCUAGUUAUACAGUGUGUCUCCAUGGUUCUACUGAUGGUUCUAGUUAUACAAUGUGUCUCCAUGGUUCUAGUUAUACAAUGUGGCUGCAGUGUUUUUGUAAGAGUGGGCAUGGUCUCCCACAGUACCGCCCAUUCCAUGUCCCAUGGAGGAAGUUCUGUGAUAAUGUUAUGCCAGUGAGAUUGGUGAAGGGACGGGGGCAUGGUCCCUAAAUAUGUCAACAAAAAUAAUUUACAACCCUAUUGUGUGUCCGUUAUCAGUGUUUAUAUUGUAACAUGAUAACUGUGUGCUCUGACAGUGAGCAAUAAUUAUCAUAUUAUAAGAUUCUGCCUCAGGGCCUAAAAAUGUUACCUUUACCAGAACUAAAUUACUCUUUUGUACCAUAGCCACUGCAGCUCAUUGGAGAAGUUAUGGUUGGGGGGGGGGGGGUUGUGACAGUUCCACUCGCGUGUCAACUCAUCACAAUUUUGUCACUUAAUAAACGUCAGAGGCUGAUUUUUUAUUUUUUUUUCACAAUGCCAGUAAGAUUCAAAUUUAUUUUAUGCAUUUUUUAAUUAGAGCUUCUAUAACUUAGAUGUGACCUUCACUAAGCUACCCAAUAGGCAGACACAGGCAGACACACAGAAGACAUUAUAUUCUGCCUUUAAAGCGGUACCACCCCCUCGGGGCAUUGUAGAGUUUGCAAAGACUCCUGACGGUGGCAUCGACGCUUUCACUUAUCUGAACAUGCCCCAUGUGAGCGCUGCCAUCAUCUUCCAUCAACUGCUCUUCAGCUGUCAGGAGCCAACGUCAACGCUGUCAUUUUCCACAUGUGUGAGAGUACAGAAUUCAGGUCUAUGGAGAUACAUUAUUAAUAAAAUAAUUUGCACAACUAUCAUUAUUCCCUGGCUAUCUGUUUCAGAGUUGUAGUUCAGAAACAUCUGGGUGGCCGCAGGUUGGACAGGCCUGCUUUAAAUCAUUGUUUAUUUUGUUCAUAUACAGGUUCUGCUCUGGGCUCACAAGAAUGCAGAUCACAUUGUUCCUCUGUACUGCUUUGACCCAAGACACUAUGUGGGAACCCAUAACUACAAUUUUCCAAAAACAGGGCCCCAUAGGUUGAAGUUCCUGCUCGAAAGUGUGAAAGAUUUGAGGAACAUACUAAAGGAAAAGGGAAGGUAAGCUAUACCUGCAAUGUUUAAAGAACUGAAAACAGGGGAAGGGAGACAGUCACUAAACACCAAAUGAUAGCUUUCCUCCCAAGCAGGCAUCGACCAAUAUCAUUUUUCCAGAGCCGAUACAGAUUACCAGUCGCCUUUCAGGCCGAUUGGCAAUAACUGGUGCCAAAAUUCUGUACAUUUAAAGAUUUUAAAAAGCAACAUGAUUACAGUACUACACAAACUAACUGACAUGCUGUCAGCAAUCACACUCCUAUCACUCUCAGGCAACAGUAUAUUCUGGGUCACUGAGAUCCCAACAUGUAGUGUGCUGUUACUGAUAGGAGUGUGAAUGUUGACAGCAAGCACACUCUUAUCAAAUUUUCCAGUUGGAUUUUUUAUUCACUACAAUUUUAUUGACUGAAUCAGGGACUGUUGAGAAUUGACUAGGCCAGAAUAGUCAAACUGAACUAAUUUUCCAGAUAGACCUAUUCCUGAUCACUUGUCCACCAUGCCUGGUUUAUGGAGUAACAUCAAUUUUAUUUUUCAGUAUUUUGAGCAAAGUUAGGUUAUUCACUAAACCGUGAAUUGAAAGCUGAAUUGUACAAUCCAGGCCAAGCUAGCCAGACACUAUAACAUACCUAGUCUACUUUAUGAGAAAUACGACCUCCAUUCUUCAUCUGUCCAUCUAUCUGUCCCUCCCUAUCCACAAUGUCUUUGUUGUUUUUGUUUUUAUCCUGUAGUAACUUGCUGCUGAGAAGAGGGAAGCCAGAAGAUGUUCUAGAAGAUUUAGUCACAAAACUGGGCUCUGUUACUGCGGUUGCAUUGCAAGAAGAGGUAACACAAACACUCGUCGUAUCUGUUAAAUGUUUUUGAUAUUUUUCCUCAAGAUCUGAAAACAUUCCGUUGGCUUCCAUGGUGAUUGCUCUUCAUACAGGUCCUCAAUUAUAUCUAGAAUUGCUGGUCCUUAAAGCACAGCCAGAGGUCUCUCUAAAUUAACCAUCAUUCCCCAAUUAUUUGUAGAACUACAACUACCCACGAUGUUUUGCCAGCUGUGUGGCUAUUAGAGCAUCGUGGGGAUUGGAUUGGGCAGUAGGGAGGACCUUUUUGUUUCUCAUUUUCCGUGUGAAUACACGUACUCGAUCCUAGACUUCAUACCUAAAAUAUGCUCUUGAAGUGACACAAUUUUACACCUUUUCUUGUCUUCGCCUUGUCUUGUGCAAUUUCAGUAGACGUUUUAAGAAGCCUCCUUUUAAAAUUCUUUUAUAUAUUUUUUGUAUAUAUAUAUUUAUUUAUUUUACAGUUAAAUAUUUUUAUUUAUUUUAGUUCCAAUGGCUGCCGCCAAGAUUAAUUUAAACAGUAAAAUGUAUUAAUCGUCCAGCUGGUUGAUUGCAAAGAGACCUCAAACAUCCCCCCUCCCCCACCACCCCCCCCAAAAAAAAAAUUAAUUGUGGGAGAUUGGCAAAACUCCAACAGAAUGUUUCCCACGUGUGUGGUUUCCGCUAUUUAUCUUCUUCUAUAGUGCGAUAAUCCGCAGGGUUUAGUCUUUGAUCCAGACGGUAUCUUUCUUGAAUUAUAACCUUGCUCACUUUUUGAACUGGUUUCCUCUCGAUGAACUCCGAGUGUAGGGAGAAGAUGGAAGACUUGUAUACUAAGUUUAACUAGUUUUCUUUUUAUAGGUCACAAAGGAAGAGCUAGAUGUUGAAAAUGCUGUGAAAAAAGUGUGUUCUCAACAUGGAGUUCAGUUACAAACCGUUUGGGGAUCAACAUUGUAUCACAGAAAUGAUCUCCCUUUCCGACACAUCUCCAGGUAUAUCCAUCUAGUGUCUCUUCUAUAAGGCCUCAUACACUUUGUAUACAGACAAACACAGACUGGUCAUAUCCCCUAUACAGGGCCUCAUACACUGUAUAUACAGAGCAGACUGGCCGUAUCCCCUCUACAGGGCCUCAUACACUGUAUAUACAGAGCAGACUGGCCGUAUCCCCUAUACAGGGCCUCAUACACUGUAUAUACAGAGCAGACUGGCCGUAUCCCCUAUACAGGGCCUCAUACACUGUAUAUACAGAGCAGACUGGCCGUAUCCCCUAUACAGGGCCUCAUACACUGUAUAUACAGAGCAGACUGGUCAUAUCCCCUAUACAGGGCCUCAUACACUGUACAUACAGAGCAGACUGGCCGUAUCCCCUAUAUAUACAGAGCAGACUGGUCAUAUCUCCGAUACAGGGCCUCAUACACUGUAUAUACAGAGCAGACUGGCCGUAUCCCCUAUACAGGGCCUCAUACACUGUACAUACAGAGCAGACUGGUCACAUCCCCUAUACAGGGCCUCAUACACUGUAUAUACAGAGCAGACUGGUCAUAUCCCCUAUACAGGGCCUCAUACACUGUAUAUACAGAGCAGACUGGUCAUAUCCCCUCUACAGGGCCUCAUACACUGUAUAUACAGAGCAGACUGGUCACAUCCCCUACACAGGGCCUCAUACACUGUAUAUACAGAGCAGACUGGCCGUAUCCCCUAUACAGGGCCUCAUACACUGUAUAUACAGAGCAGACUGGCCGUAUCCCAUAUACAGGGCCUCAUACACUGUAUAUACAGAGCAGACUGGCCAUAUCUCCGAUACAGGGCCUCAUACACUGUAUAUACAGAGCAGACUGGCCAUAUCCCCUAUACAAGGCCUCAUACACUGUAUAUACAGAGCAGACUGGUCACAACCCCUAUACAGGGCCUCAUACACUGUAUAUACAGAGCAGACUGGCCAUAUCUCCGAUACAGGGCCUCAUACACUGUAUAUACAGAGCAGACUGGCCGUAUCCCCUAUACAGGGCCUCAUACACUGUAUAUACAGAGCAGACUGGCCGUAUCCCAUAUUCAGGGCCUCAUACACUGUACAUACAGAGCAGACUGGCCGUAUCCCCUAUACAGAGCCUGAUACACUGUAUAUACAGAGCAGACUGGCCGUAUCCCCUAUACAGAGCCUCAUACACUGUAUAUACAGAGCAGACUGGCCGUAUCUCCGAUACAGGGCCUCAUACACUGUAUAUACAGAGCAGACUGGCCGUAUCCCCUAUACAGGGCCUCAUACACUGUACAUACAGAGCAGACUGGCCGUAUCCCCUAUACAGGGCCUCAUACACUGUAUAUACAGAGCAGACUGGCUGUAUCCCCUAUACAGGGCCUCAUACACUGUAUAUACAGAGCAGACUGGCCGUAUCCCCUAUACAGGGCCUCAUACACUGUAUAUACAGAGCAGACUGGCCAUAUCCCCUAUACAGGGCCUCAUACACUGUAUAUACAGAGCAGACUGGCCAUAUCCCCUAUACAGGGCCUCAUACACUGUAUAUACAGAGCAGACUGGUCACAACCCCUAUACAGGGCCUCAUACACUGUAUAUACAGAGCAGACUGGCCAUAUCUCCGAUACAGGGCCUCAUACACUGUAUAUACAGAGCAGACUGGCCGUAUCCCCUAUACAGAGCCUCAUACACUGUAUAUACAGAGCAGACUGGCCGUAUCCCCUAUACAGGGCCUCAUACACUGUAUAUACAGAGCAGACUGGCCGUAUCCCCUAUACAGCGCCUCAUACACUGUAUAUACAGAGCAGACUGGCCGUAUCCCCUAUACAGGGCCUCAUACACUGUAUAUACAGAGCAGACUGGCCGUAUCCCCUCUACAGGGCCUCAUACACUGUAUAUACAGAGCAGACUGGCCGUAUCCCCUAUACAGGGCCUCAUACACUGUAUAUACAGAGCAGACUGGCCGUAUCCCCUAUACAGGGCCUCAUACACUGUACAUACAGAGCAGACUGGCCGUAUCCCCUAUACAGGGCCUCAUACACUGUAUAUACAGAGCAGACUGGCUGUAUCCCCUAUACAGGGCCUCAUACACUGUAUAUACAGAGCAGACUGGCCGUAUCCCCUAUACAGGGCCUCAUACACUGUAUAUACAGAGCAGACUGGCCGUAUCCCCUAUACAGGGCCUCAUACACUGUAUAUACAGAGCAGACUGGCUGUAUCCCCUAUACAGGGCCUCAUACACUGUAUAUACAGAGCAGACUGGCCAUAUCCCCUAUACAGGGCCUCAUACACUGUAUAUACAGAGCAGACUGGUCACAUCCCCUAUACAGGGCCUCAUACUCUGUAUAUACAGAGCAGACUGGUCACAUCCCCUAUACAGGGCCUCAUACACUGUAUAUACAGAGCAGACUGGUCAUAUCCCCUCUACAGGGCCUCAUACACUGUAUAUACAGAGCAGACUGGCCAUAUCUCCGAUACAGGGCCUCAUACACUGUAUAUACAGAGCAGACUGGUCAUAUCCCCUAUACAGGGCCUCAUACACUGUAUAUACAGAGCAGACUGGUCACAUCCCCUAUACAGGGCCUCAUACACUGUAUAUACAGAGCAGACUGGUCACAUCCCCUAUACAGGGCCUCAUACACUGUAUAUACAGAGCAGACUGGCUGUAUCCCCUAUACAGGGCCUCAUACACUGUAUAUACAGAGCAGACUGGCCAUAUCCCCUAUACAGGGCCUCAUACACUGUAUAUACAGAGCAGACUGGUCACAUCCCCUAUACAGGGCCUCAUACUCUGUAUAUACGGAGCAGACUGGUCACAUCCCCUAUACAGGGCCUCAUACACUGUAUAUACAGAGCAGACUGGUCAUAUCCCCUCUACAGGGCCUCAUACACUGUAUAUACAGAGCAGACUGGCCAUAUCUCCGAUACAGGGCCUCAUACACUGUAUAUACAGAGCAGACUGGUCAUAUCCCCUAUACAGGGCCUCAUACACUGUAUAUACAGAGCAGACUGGUCACAUCCCCUAUACAGGGCCUCAUACACUGUAUAUACAGAGCAGACUGGUCACAUCCCCUAUACAGGGCCUCAUACACUGUAUAUACAGAGCAGACUGGUCGUAUCCCCUCUACAGGGCCUCAUACACUGUAUAUACAGAGCAGACUGGCCGUAUCCCCUAUACAGAGCCUCAUACACUGUACAUACAGAGCAGACUGGCCAUAUCCCCUAUACAGGGCCUCAUACACUGUAUAUACAGAGCAGACUGGCCAUAUCUCCGAUACAGGGCCUCAUACACUGUAUAUACAGAGCAGACUGGUCAUAUCUCCGAUACAGGGCCUCAUACACUGUACAUACAGAGCAGACUGGCCAUAUCCCCUAUACAGGGCCUCAUACACUGUAUAUACAGAGCAGACUGGCCAUAUCCCCGAUACAGGGCCUCAUACACUGUAUAUACAGAGCAGACUGGUCAUAUCUCCGAUACAGGGCCUCAUACACUGUAUAUACAGAGCAGACUGGUCAUAUCUCCGAUACAGGGCCUCAUAUAAUGUAUAUACAGAGCAUACUGGCCAUAUCCCCUAUACAGGGCCUCAUACACUGUAUAUACAGAGCAUACUGGCCAUAUCCCCUAUACAGGGCCUCAUACACUGUAUAUACAGAGCAUACUGGCCAUAUCCCCUAUACAGGGCCUCAUACACUGUAUAUACAGAGCAGACUGGUCACAUCCCCUAUACAGGGCCUCAUACACUGUAUAUACAGAGCAGACUGGUCACAACCCCUAUACAGGGCCUCAUACACUGUAUAUACAGAGCAGACUGGUCACAUCCCCUAUACAGGGCCUCAUACACUGUAUAUACAGAGCAGACUGGUCACAUCCCCUAUGUCGUUAUAAGCAGUAAUUCUUUUUUCUGAAAGACGGUCCAUAUACCUUGGCUGUAACCUGUAAAGUCUCCUGUGUGAGCCAAAACAUUGCCUGUUCAACGUCACUAAAGUGUGCAGCUUGGAAUAGAGCCUGUGUGCACGGAUAUUAUUCUUUGGUCUAGAAAUUCCUGAGUUGGUGGUAGUCACCCUGGUCUGUGUGGCACUAUAGUGUUGUGGAUACCCUAUCUUCAUUGGUGAGUGCCAUUCCUUGGCACUUUGGUAAGAUUAAUUACAAGCUGACCUACUGGAAUGAGUCAUUUCCAAGUGAUAACACUCCAGCUAAUCUCAAUGAUUUAGAGAUUAUCUUCGUUUUUGUUCAGUUUGCGUAAUUUGUAUUAUCCUGUCCCACCCACGAUACAUUUACCAGGUAUCAUUCUUUGAGAUAUUGUUCUUCCUUUGCGCACUGUAUAGAUGUCCCAUGUUUAACCAUUUCAGGUUGCCCGAUGUCUAUACCCAGUUUAGAAAAGCAGUUGAAACUCAAUGCCAAGUGCGACCGAGUCUUCAGAUGCCAGACAGGCUGAAGUCUUUACCAGCUGGCUUUGAGGAGGGCGAUAUUCCCACACUUCAAGACUUUGGGCAAGAAGGUAUUUCUGAUAUUCUUCCAGGUAGUAUCUGGAGUCCUUCUGUGUAGAUGUAGCUUAGCCAACAACUUAAGGUCUAAGUUGCAAAAUUUUUCCAACUAGGGUUUUCUGGCUGGUGGGAAUUUAGUCUACUUGGGGAGGAAAAAAAUAUAUUUUUUUUAUAUAUAGUGUUUUUAAAUAUGAUAUAUAUUUUUCAUACUUUAAUGCUUUGAAAAAUUGUUUUUAAAGUUUAUCCUUGAAUAUUAAACCAUUUGAAGUUUAUUCAACAAUAUUAAAUCAAGGUAGUAGUUUGUGUAUUUUUCAUUUAUUUGUUGUCCUAAAAUGCGUGCAUAUGAAAUGUAAUUUGAAUUCUCACAUUGUCCAAGCUUUUAAAGCAUUCUAAGGAAUCUAGGGAUUCCUGGAAGAAAUUGAUGCAAGUUUAGGAAUCUGUGCUCUAUAUGGCAAAAUUGAGAUGCAAAUGUUUGUGUCGUGGUAGCUACCUGAAAUAUGAAGCACCUAUUCUGUUUGAAGGUUUGUAUGUGGCAUCUGUGUUGGUUUACAGCGGGAUGCAAUUUCAGCUUUGGAUAUUAGUGAUUGUGAUUCUUGUAACAGCCUAUGAUUAGCUGCUGUUAAUGACUUAUGUGCUUGCCAUGGCCUAUGAUUAGCUGCUAUUGAUUACUUAUUUGUGUUUCUCUGAUUAAUAGAUCCUGUGACAGAUCCACGAUCAGCCUUUCCAUGCAGCGGAGGGGAGACUCAAGCAUUACAGAGGCUGCAGCAUUAUUUCUGGGAUACGGUCAGUAGAGAUAUUUCCAUUUAGAAACCUUUAAUUUAAUAUGAAUUCUGUUAAGACAUGAAAUGGUUCAUACAUAUCAGCAUAUUAUGUUGGAAGCACUGCUCUGGCUAUUGUAGAUUUCCUGGGAUCCAGUUCAGAAAAUGAUUCCAGAAUACAUUUCUAUGACAAUCUGAUUUUUCUCUUCCCUUUUCCAGAACAAUCAGACAAUUAUCUUUGUACAAAAGGCUAAUUAUUGAACACAUUUACCAUUGCAAAAGGAAAAUGCCAUAGUUUAAACAUGAGUAUUUAAAACAUGUUUUACUUUUACCAAAAAUAUUACUUUUUAAUAUAUUUUUAAACUUUGCUAUUUUAUUAACAUUUUUGUUGUACCAUUCUCUAUCCCUAGAGGGAGCUGUGGAUUAAAAGUAUAAAUGUAUCAUUUAAUUUGUUACAGAAUCUUGUCGCUUCAUAUAAAGAUACACGGAACGGACUUAUAGGAAUGGAUUAUUCUACCAAAUUUGCCCCAUGGUGAGAAAAAUAAAGAAUGCCAUUAUUAGCCGUUGCACUCUCCCAUGUCACUGUUUUACUCUGUAUUACCAUAGAUGGUUUUCUAUCAGUACAAGAAAAGGAGAUAUUGUGGAUCACAGCAUGGAUCAUUCUGUACCCAGGUCUUCCUUCUCCUUACAUAAACUAUACGAAAGCAAUAUCUAUCCUUUUUAUAGUAAAGGAACACUCUAAUGAAAGUGUUGCUGAUUUUCUUUUUUCCCCCUUAUUUUAUUUGGUAGAUAUACGACCAAAGAAGGCAUGCAUGUAUUUUUUUCCUGCAUGUUUUCUUUGAGGGUAUAUGGGGGGGAAAAUACAGCUUGCAAAAGCUGCAGACCUAUUGUCUGCAGCCCUUACAAGCCAUCCCCUCUUUCCCAGGCACAGACUUUCAGGCUAUGCCGGGUGAGUACUCAAUUCUCCAUGUGCAGACCCAUUUUAGAAAUGAGCAAUGUGAUGACUUUAUGUUGUAGCCUAAAGCGGUUCUGUAACAAUAUGGAUCCCUUCGACUGAGAGCCAAGGGAUCCAUUGCUCCAUACCACCCGUUUCACCCCCGAACAGAUUUGGACUCUGGGGCUUGCAUAACAUAUCAUUUUAGAUAGUUGUUCAAUCCCUCUGUGUCUUCUUUGUAGGCUCUGCCAUCGUCAAGUUACAAAGAUGGCCUGUAGAAAUGGUAUAAUUUGCUUUGGGCAUGGGCUUCAAAUUAUGCGCAUGCCCAGUUAAUGCUGAGGCUCUGUAUCGUGCCACUUCAUGAUGUGAGGGUCAAUGACAAAGUUGACAUAGACCGUAGAGCAUGACUCACCACCUUUUGUCAACCAGUAGUCCCUACUUUUCCUUAUCUAUAACUUGGCAAAAAAGUAUUUUCUUUUUUUAUUUUAAAAAGUGACAAAGCCACUAUAAUUUACUUUUUACUUGUUAAAUUUGUGUCUUUCCUGAUCAUGUGACCUAUGUAUUUAGAUCUGUCACAGCCGAUGUGGCAGCCGAAUGACAAACCCUAUACUUCUCGCUUCUCUUUAGGUUGGCUCUGGGCUGCAUCUCCCCGAGAUAUAUUUAUGAGCAGAUUAAGAAGUACGAACGAGAGAGAACUGCAAAUCAAAGCACAUACUGGUAUGGAAUAGGGGAAUAAAUUAUUUUAAUAAACCAGGAGCAGAUUGUGCAAAAAAGCAAUCACAAUUAUUACAAAUCCCCAAAAAAGGAUUGGGAUGUAUAUUACUGAAAGGACCACUAUAGGCACCCAGACCACUCCAGCUUAAUGAAGUGGUCUGGGUGCCAGGUCCAUCUAGGAUCAACCCUGCAAUUGUAAACAUAGUAAUUUCAGAGAAACUGCUAUGUUUACUUUAGGGUUAAUCCAGCCUCUAGUGGCUGUCUCACCGACAGCCGCUAGAGGCGCUACCGCAUUUCUCACUGUGAUUUUCACAGUGCGAAGACGCCAGCGUCCAUAGGAAAGCAUUGAGAAUGCUUUCCUAUGGACUGACUGAAUGCGCGAGCGUUCAGCUGAUGACGGGGAAAGGAGUCAGAGAGUCCCCAGCCCCGAGGGUGAGGGGAACCCAAGUGCCCUAUAGAGCCAGGAAAACGAGUAUGUUUUCCUGGCACUAUAGUGGUCCAUUAACCCCAUAAGGACACAUGACAUGUGUGACAUGUCAUGAUUCCCUUUUAUUCCAGAAAUUUGGUCCUUAAGGGGUUAAGGGAUUUUGGGGUUCUUGCACUUUUUAAGGUGCUGCUGGUUAAUAUAAUUACCUGUUAUUUUAUUUUAGUGUCAUCUUUUCACUUGUAAUUUUUAUUAAUUAUUAUGACUGAGUAAUAGAAAAGGACCCAUUUACUUGUUUGCCUAUUUUAGCCUAAGGGCAGAUAAAGUGUAAUAGCAGGUUUUCCAAUUUGAGGUGUACUUAUUUCUUUGGCAUUGAAGUCCCAGAGCUUAUUGUGCAAGAAAAACACAAGUAACGCUUUCUACCCCUUCUCGGAUAUGCCGACGAAUUGAAAUCGUUAUCCAACCAAUGUACAAAAUCUCUGAUCUCUAGUGGUAGCGAGUCCAUUGAAGUUCUAUGAUAUGCACAAAAUGUUCCUGUACUACAAACCUAUGUGUUGUGUGGUGUUGUGAGAAAAACCAAUGAAAUACAAGUUUAAAAAAAAAAAAUGUCUGCACCAUAGUUCUGUCCUAAUCACAUGUUUAUAGAACAGCGCUAUGAUCAGAAAGCCGUAUAUAGAACUGUGUGAAUUGAAAGAUAACUUGUAUCUCCUGCAAGGCCUUAAUAUUUUCCUUCUGUCGUAGGGUCAUUUUUGAGCUUCUGUGGAGGGAUUACUUUCGUUUUGUGGCUCUGAAGUAUGGAAGCAAAUUAUUCUUUCCAAAAGGUUAGUUGGACCUUGUAAGACACCGUGAGCCAAUUUCUUCCUGUAGGUUCAAUUGCUGUAAUCUCAGGUGUUCAGUAAUAGAAACCUUUUAUAUUGCCAUGAGAUCGAAACUGACUGGCACUCAGAAACCAUACACAGAAAGAAUGUGGAAAAGCUGGAACAAGCCGUUUAAUUUAGGUUAAAACGUGGUUCACAGAAUCACAGGAAGGCGCCAUUUACAUAUUUCGGUUCUUUUGACUUUCCGUGAUCAAUAGAAUAAAAAUCCUGCAAACAAUCAGGAAACCAUGUAAAAAAAAAUCAAAAAUGUGAUACAUUGCAAUGUCACCGAGCUAAGCAUAAUUCCUUAUACACGUAGCAAAACUCCAGCACUAGCUAUUAUCAGUGUGUACAGAGAUGAUGUAUUUUAUAUUUACAGUCAUAGCAUUUAUUUAUAGGACUGUGGGUUUUCUGAUAUGAAAAUCAUGAACUUUUUUUUUCAGUUGUCCACACACUGCAGACACAUUUAACAUCAUUUGUCUGUGCUUUUACAUACUUUAUAUUGAGGAUUGGUAAUCUCAUUGGAAUGGAAUGAUCUGUCACAGAAUUUACACAUCUCUCUCUUCCAUCUAGAUGACAGAAAAUACACAACAUGUGUAGGGUUUGUGUUGAUUUUUUUUUUGUUUAGUUUUUUUUUUUUUUUGCCAGACUCUUUGAAUCUUGAAGACGUCACUUGUUGUUUUGGUGUACCCUAAAGCCCUUGUAUAUACCUGCUACCACACAGACACAUCAAAUGCAUCACACGCUGUUAUGCUUGGUUUUUCCAUCUUUCAGUGUUGGUAACUCUCAGUUGAUAAAUUAGAAUUAUAACACCACAUGUUCUUUUAAACACCUGUUUAGGGCUACAGGAUAAGCCAGUUCCAUGGAAGAAAGACCCCAAGCUUUUUGACGCCUGGAAAGGUUGGUGUUGUGUGAAAUCUCUUUGUUUUUAAAAUGACCCAUUAUAGGAUGGGAAGGUAGGAGAAUCCCACUACGUGAUCCUGAAAGUAAAAUGACCCACAUUUUGAGUCCUCCGAAGUGGUGCAGAUCUCAACGUGAUGGUGCCUAUAUGCAUAACUGAAACUAUAUUCCCUGUGAUCAGUACUUCUCUUCCAUAAGAUUUAAAGGGAGACUCUGGGCACCAACACAACUUGAAUGUAUUUGAUAGAUUUUGACUUUAUUAAUAUGCUGUAUUUUUUUUCAUAAAACAAAUAAAUGUUUUGCAGAAUGCUGCACCAUAAGCCUGCCUCCUCAGCCACACCCCCUUGUGCCAGAAAGACUUCCUUAUCGAACGUAUGUACACAGUCUCAGCCCCAACAGUACUGAGUGACUGGUUUUUAAUUCACAACUAGGCUGCAGACAGUCACAGAAACUACAAACAAAUAUCCUUCCUAUAUUUCUCCCUGGGUGUCCUCUCUUUCUAACUGGUAGUGACUGAAUACAUACAUUGAUAGGAAAGUCUUUUUCUGGAGUGAGGAGGUGUGGCUAAAAAAGAAGGCUCAUCAUGCUGCAUUCUGCAAAACCUUUAUUUAUUUUGUGCAAAAAUACUAAAGAUUUGAGCAUGCAAAAAAAUACAGCAUGAUAACGAGGCCAAAAUCUGUCAAAUGCAGUGAAUAUAGUAUUGGUACCUGCAGUGUCCCUUUAAGUUCCCCUGCUGUGUAUUCACCUCAAACGAUUUGUGAUCAUUGAAAAUCAGUCUACCAUGACCUUUUACUAGAAUAAAAAAUAAAUAAAAAUGAAAUAAAAUUGUUUACAUUAUUUGUUAAAGUUGUCGGUCAUUCCUCCUAUUCUACCCAUGGAAACAUCCCUCUAAAAUGAAAAAAAUAAAAAAUAAAAUUCAAAAUUUUGAAGAAAAAAAAAAAGGGGCCAACCUGACUUUAUUCUUGUACUUAUUUCCAAAAACCAUUCCCACGGAUUGAAACAUUUAUUUACAGUCUUGUUUUAAAAUAUGAAUUCCUGCCCUUUUCUAAGUGUUGGGAUUAUAUUCUAGACAUCGUAGGUUGAUUUUAAGUGUGCGUUUUGGUAUUUUAUGACAAUCUGCUGCUUUCUUUCUGUAGAAGGACGUACGGGGGUACCUUUUGUUGAUGCUAAUAUGCGUGAACUGGCAGUGACUGGAUUUAUGUCCAACAGGGGGCGACAGAACGUGGCUAGUUUCCUGACAAAAGACCUUGGAAUUGAUUGGAGAAUGGGAGCAGAGUGGUUUGAGUAUCUCCUGGUAAGAGGUGGUCUCAUACGGUCAUGUGAUAAAAUUAUUUAUUUAUAUAUAAUAUAGGGCUCACAAAUCCCUCUGUCAAACUGCACAUACCUCAUUCUGCAUGGAGGGAGUAACAGACAAGAAUAUAACACUUGACAUUGUUUGGAAGCAACCCUUGGCGUGGGAUUAUGGGAUGGAUAGACUCUAAGGCAUGAUUUGUAAAGAAUUUGGCUCACUUUUGUUAUAAAUGCCUAAUACAGGCAGCAGGCGUGAUGUACUUUAUACUCUGUUUUGUUCCCUCUUCUUUUCAACCUUUGCUGAAUCACUUCUCUGUAUCACAAGGAAGAGAAACUUACAUUUAUCAGAAUUUAUACCUCAACAGAGUUUAUUAAGCCGAAAAGUGAAAUUUUGGUGAACUUAAAACCAGACUGCAAAAACUAAACUAAAAUAGCCAAGUUGCAAAAAAGAAGCUGCGUUUAAAAAAAGUUUACACUUUUUGUUUAUAUUUUGCUGGUCCCUUUUUAGUCGACCACAACUUUGUCCAUACUUUGUAUGCAUCAGGUCCAACUGAAUAAUUAGAUAUAAUAAUAAUAAAAAUAACUUUUUCCAUGAAGCCCCAACUGACCCUGUCGAAGGCCUUUUCUGCAUCUAGCGACAGGAUCAGGAGGAGCUCCUUUCCCUGGUCAGCCAUGUCAAUAGAAUCAAUCAACCUUCUUAUGUUGUUACUAGCCAUUCUAUCUGGUACGAAACCAAUUUGAUCAGGAUGUAUAAGGUUUACUAAGACCAUUUCGAUUCUUGCUGCAAUAAUAGAGGCAUAAAGUUUGACAUCGAUGUUAAUAAGCGAAAUGUGACGGUAACUUUUCCCGUCCGAUGGCUCUUUGUCUGUCUUUAGUAUAGGUAAUAUAUUGGCCCUAGCAUUUCUUGGGGGAACUUUCCCUCCUUAACUGCAUUAUUAAAUGUUUUAGUUAGGUUCUCUGAUAUUAUAUUUUUCAUUGCUUUAUAAAAACUAUUACUGAAUCCAUCCGGCCCGGAGUUUUAAAAGGAACUAGAUUGUCUAUAGCCUUUUCUACAUCUCUAGUAAUUUCUUUAUUAAUUAUGGCAAAUUGUUCUCUAGAAAUCUUUGGCAGAUUUAGCUUUGAGACAAAUUCGACAGUUUCCCUUCCUCUAUUAGUCUCUGGCAAAUCAUAUACAUUUUUAUAAAACUCAUUAAAGGCCUCAACUAUUCCCCCCGGAGAGAUGUACACUUCGUCACCUUGCACUAUUUUCCCAAUUAUAUUAUUUGACUCUUUUUUUUUUUUUUUUUUUUAACUGGUUGGUUAAUAUCCGAUCUGCUCUAGUAUUUCUUUUUUUAAAUCUUUAAUUUUUUUUAAAUUAUUUUUUUUCCGCGUGGAAAGAUAACAAACAUGUGUGGAAAGAUGGCCACAACAGCCUCUACACGUCAAUCAGAAUCGGUGCAUGUUAAGUACAAGGCAUUGCUGGGUUCUGUUCGCACACAUUUUGUAGUUAAAAUAGGUCGCAUUGUUAUAGUGAGGUAUUUAAAUCGUAUAACUGUGGGGGUGUAAGACUUCCGUCUGCCUAAGACACCCUUUGCUCCGUGAGGUCAUGGGUGAAGGGGAGAGGGCAGUUUCGGCUAAGUCUGAUGGCUAUGUCUAAUUCACGGUCAUGUGUCUCAAAGUUAUGGGUGUUUGGUGUGUCUCUUGGCCCUUCUGCAUGUGGACAGGGAGUGGUUUGUGGUGAUUGUGGGAUCCCUCUGUGUGUUCCCCUUCUAGGACUAGGUCCACUCCCUUGUUUGUUCCUGACUGUAGGUAUUGAUUUGCACCAGUGUGUGUUGUGCUCUAGGCGUCAUAAGGUGUAUAUUUAUCCUAGUGGUGGCUGCGCGUGGUUGCUGGUCAAUGUAGCAACUAUGGAUUUUGAGUCUAGGUGUAUAUAAGUCGCUGUGCUGUGACAGGAUCAAGCUGUGCCCGUGGGGCGUUAGGCUAGGGGUGUUAGACAUGGCGGUGAGCUUGGUACAAGUUACUAGGUCGCCCUUGAUGUCAGUUCCCUUUAACCCCAGGGAGGGGGGAGGUGUCGUUGGAGCAGGUGUGAUUGGCUCUAGUGGGCCUUUUUUCACACUGUAAUAACUGUUAGAGUGAGAGAGAACUAUAUGUAACAUAAACUAUAGAAAAUAGGAAGCAGAAAGGAUGCACUCUUGUAGGGAUUAACCCUUAAUGGACUACAGCAGUAGUAAAGGCAAGGAGAAAGAAAAAGUGAGUGCCCUCAAGUUAAACUGUAACUUUUAAUACUAAAUAAAGUUUAAAACCAGAUUGAUACGAUGUAUCCAAAAUGAUCAACAAAAAUACAGUGUUAUCAAAUAUAUGCUUAAACUAAUAAUAAAUGGAUCAUAAAGAUAAAAUACUAAAAGAACAAUUAAUUUCCUAUGAAUAAAUAACGAUAAAUUGAUAAAGGAGAUCCUGUUCUAAAGUUUUCAGGACAAAUCUCCAAAUGAUAUGCAAAAAACCAAACAGGUUUUUUGUGCAUUCAAGUGUGUGCAUCAAUUAAGUUGAAAUAAAAGGAAAGAAAAAGUCCAUAAAGUAGGAAUUGCUACAUAGAGUGGUGUAACAAAAAAGGGUUCUAAAGGUCUUAAGUAAUAAAUAGACCUAGAUACAUUAGUAGCUUUUACACGGAAAUCAUGAUGUCUGCAUAAUGACUUAACCACAUAGAACCCCAUUCAUAGUGCUAGUUGGAUCCAAAAGACGCACUAGAAAGAGUAUAGUGAUAUAAGAAAAAGAAAAAUUAUUCUUCACUAUAUAAAUAACUCCUGCAGUGGGAAUAGGGAUCACUGCCUGAAUAGAUCAAAGACGUGUGCUCAGUAGGCCCCCCACUAUAUAGCUGGAGUAGGACUAAAUAUCGAUGUGUAAGAUAUAAAGUAUAGUAGCCGUCUAAACAGACGCCAAUUCUGUUGUAAAUAAAGAUAUAUCGAUAGAGCCCUUUCCCCUGACGCGCGCGAUACAUUCAACAUAUGCACAGAGAAGUGGAAAUUCUGCAAGACACCCAGGAGCCAAUACAAGAUGAUUGCGGAGAAGAUCCAGAAGGUUAUAAUCUGCAAAUGAAAUCUCGUUGCCUACAAGAAAGCCUUUUCCAUUAUUAUUCUGACUCAAGAAACUUUCAAAGUGCUUUAAAUCAGCAGAUAAAUUCUUAAUGUAGUCAUCCUUUCCUUCUUCAUAAUUCUUAUAAAUUAGCUGCAAAUAUUUUAUCCUGAGAUCUUCUACCCCAUCAUUCAUCAUAUCUAUACAGGAUUGAUCAUUAGGCUCCUUCCCAUAUAAACCAUGCUUCCUUGCAAGAUGGCGCAGAAUAGCAUUAGACUGAUACAAGGUGAGAUCACCAUCUUUAAAUCCUGGAAGUUGCCCAAACACCGCUUUAGCUUUCAGAUCUCCUUGCAGCCAGGUGUCAAACGUUACAAUUUCUUCCUUCCAUUCCAAACCUUGGUCAGCUAGAAGUAUUCGUGCUGCUUCACAACGACCUCUGACAUUGAAGUAUAUAAUUGUGUAUUCUGGCAUUGUUCUCUCUGGUGCGACACUCCUUAUAUGACACAAAAAGUCACCCCAGGACAUACUUAAAGGAACACUAUAGUCACCUAAAUUACUUUAGCUAAAUAAAGCAGUUUUAGUGUAUAGAUCAUUCCCCUGCAAUUUCACUGCUCAAUUCACUGUCAUUUAGGAGUUAAAUCCCUUUGUUUCUGCUUAUGCAGCCCUAGCCACACCUCCCCUGGCUAUGAUUGACAGAGCCUGCAUGAAAAAAAAACUGGUUUCACUUUCAAACAGAUGUAAUUUACCUUAAAUAAUAGUAUCUCAAUCUCUAAAUUGAACUUUAAUCACAUACAGGAGGCUCUUGCAGGGUCUAGCAAGCUAUUAACAUAGCAGGAGAUAAGAAAAUCUUAAUUAAACAGAACUUGCAAUAAAGAAAGCCUAAAUAGGGCUCUCUUUACAGGAAGUGUUUAUGGAAGGCCGUGCAAGUCACAUGCAGGGAGGUGUGACUAGGGUUCAUAAACAAAGGGAUUUAACUCCUAAAUGGCAGAGGAUUGAGCAGUGAGGCUGCAGGGGCAUGUUCUAUACACCAAAACUGCUUCGUUAAGCUAAAGUUGUUCAGGUGACUAUAGUGUCCCUUUAAGGUUAUCUUUGUUUUUUGGUUGCACACCUAAUACAUCACGUUUUGUAAUUUACUCCUCAAAGUGACCAUUCCACGCUCUGUUUGCUUCGCACCAAUCCUGUCUUGAUACUGUAUAUCGUCCUUGUUCCCUAGCAGCCAGGACAAUACAUGAAGCCAGAUUUGUUCUUUGUUCACAGGUCGAUUAUGACGUUUGCAGUAAUUAUGGAAAUUGGUUAUACAGUGCUGGAAUCGGCAAUGAUCCCCGGGAGAAUAGGAAGUUCAAUAUGAUUAAACAAGGACUGGAUUAUGACGUCAAUGUGAGUAUGUGACCUAAGGGUACAUUCACUAAACAGAGACUAUGCGGAGAGGAGUAUCAGCUUUUAGAUUGUAAGCUUGUUUGGACAAGGCCAUCUUCACCCACUGCUUCAUGUCAAACAUGUUAUGUUAGAAUGAAUUGUUUAACUGUUGUACAUUGCUGCGGGAUAUUUUGAUGCUGUAUAAAUAAAAGUAAUUUCUGAGAUAUGACUAAGAGAACUGCACAUUUUAAAUCAAAUGAUCCCAGACAUCCAAGCUAUCCAUUCGGAAAGUUUUACCUAAAUAUUUAAACACUGCUGUCAAAGCCCUAUUUGGUGAAUAACCGACUAAGUGUCACAGACUGCGUUUUUGGUUUUUUUUGCAUGUGAAUAUUGCUCUAAUUGUAAAAGGGUACAACGUUAGGACAUAAUUUCCUGCAUAUGUAAUAUUGCACGUCCUGCGGGGAAGUGGAGGAGGGUCUAUGCCGCCUGCCCUUUGCCUAAAACCCAUUACCUGCAGACUGACACUUGGGCACAUUGAGCCUCACAAACAUUGGCUGAAAACAACAUUUAAUGUUUCUCUGACACCCCAGUAUGUAAAGAAUUUGCAGUAAUGUUAACUGAACUAAAUAUGCAUUAAAAUGCCCCCUUUGUAUUUUGUGUAGUUUUUGCUGGUUAAAUGUGUCUAAACGUAUGCCCUAUGCGGUUCCCUUUAACCCCUUAAGGACACAUGACCUGUGUGACAUGUCAUGACUCCCUUUUAUUCCAGAAGUUUGGUCCUUAAGGGGUUAAUAUAUUAAAAUCCAAAUACCAUUUUUUUUUUUUUUUUUUUAAAUCUUCAGACUAUACCAGUCAUAUCCUGGUAUGAUCGGUACACAGAGUAUUAUCGAUCCAGGUCUUCUUAAAACCUGCUUGAUCCAGAAAGACAGUUAUAACACUGAUCUUGUGUCGCUCUGCGCUGUCAUUUUCUUACUCAACUGUGACAAUCCUGGUUUCUCCUUUUAUAACUUCCCUCUGUAAUAAACCCACGCUCCAGUUCAGGAAAUUGUGAAGCUACAGCUUUGAAUGGUGAUAAUUAUUUACAUUUUAAUAUUCAGUACAAUCAUUUUGUUUUUGAGAAUGGUCGGUAAUGUUUAGAACGAAUGGUUAAUAAUCUGUAUAUAUUCACUUGUUUCAUUUAUAGGGUGAUUAUAUCCGACUCUGGGUUCCAGAACUGCAGAACAUCCAGGGGGGAGACGUUCACGCUCCCUGGGCAUUAAGUAACUCCGCACUUGCACACGCUGGAAUUACGCUUGGAGAGACCUACCCAUUGCCAAUAGUAAAAGCUCCAGAGUGGAGUAGGCACAUCAAUCAGAAACCAGUAAGACAUGCUCCUAUCUCAUUAAUUGGUAUCAUUAUUUGCAGCUUCAAUACAAAAGGAGAACGUUUCAGAAUAUAAAAAGUACAUUUAUAUAUUGUCCAUAUAUGUGUUAAAGGGACACUAUAGGCACUAAAAUCAUUUUAGCUUACUGAAGUGGUUUUGGUGUAUAGAUGAAU